Molecule: messenger RNA, 1291 nt
Organism: Silurus meridionalis
Lineage: Eukaryota; Metazoa; Chordata; Actinopteri; Siluriformes; Siluridae
Gene: dctd
Product: dCMP deaminase
Exons: 6
Coding region: 109-756 (215 amino acids)
Biological process (GO): dUMP biosynthetic process; dTMP biosynthetic process
Cellular component (GO): cytoplasm
Molecular function (GO): dCMP deaminase activity; zinc ion binding
Source: RefSeq, a predicted model, not a curated record
UCUGAUUGGACCGCUGUGGCUUUUUUCGCGGGAAACUCUUCUUUCUCUUUUAUUCUGCGUGCAUGUGCGUGUGUUGACGUCUUCGGUUUUUCGUGCACAGAGAGCAGGAUGAAUGAGGAGGAAACCCACAGGCCCACGAUACGCUCCGGCGUGGGGGGCGGUGCUGAGGCAAGGAAGAGGCAGGAUUAUCUGGAGUGGUCCGAGUAUUUCAUGGCCGUCGCAUUUUUGUCUGCUCAGAGGAGCAAAGAUCCGAGUUCACAGGUGGGAGCGUGUAUUGUGAAUCAGGAGAAUAAGAUUGUGGGAAUCGGUUAUAACGGGAUGCCGAAUGGCUGCGACGAUGAUCUUUUGCCGUGGUCUCGAUCCGCGGAUGACCGUCUGGACACUAAAUAUCCCUAUGUGUGCCACGCUGAGAUGAACGCCAUCAUGAAUAAAAACUCUGCGACUGUGAAAGGCUGCACGAUGUACGUCGCUCUGUUUCCCUGUAACGAGUGUGCAAAACUAAUCAUCCAGUCAGGUAUAAAAGAUGUCGUUUAUCUGUCGGAUAAAUACCACAGCACCCCGGAGAUGGAAGCUUCCAGAAGGCUGCUGGAUUUGGCACGUAUCCCAUACAGUCAGUUUCAUCCAAAGCAGAACAGGAUCGUUAUUGAUUUUGACUCCAUCAGUCGCUCGGGACCGCGCGAGUCUGACGGAGGCUGUGCACCGGCUGUAAACGGAGAAGUGCUGAAACUUGGAACACAAAAAUCUGACACAUGCUAAAAAGACUAAACUUUUCUUUUAUAAAAUCUAAAUUUAAAUGAUUUGGGGUUUUUAAUUGUUUAAAUGCAGAAGACCAGCAAAGGUAAGUUACUGAAAUGUGAUGCCAGGCACUGAGUAGUGAAAUACUGAGUUUUAUAAUGUAGGAUAUUUCAGUGGUGCUUGCAGAAAACUUUCCCACGUUCCUUACACACGUCAGCCAAAACAUGCUGAGCUUCUGAAACACUAGAAUCCAAAAUAUAAAAAUAUCAAAUACAGAAAAGUGAUUGAAGAAAUAUCAAAAUAUUCAGUUGUAGGCAGUUUAUUUGGUCUGAUGUUUGGUGAAAUGGUAAAAUAAAAAUGAGUGAAUCAUCAGACGUCACUGUACUGCUGUGCUACAGAAGUGCUGCAAGACCAGAACAUGAAAAUCAACCAAAAUCAGUUAAACAGCAGUGACCUUUCUGUACUUUAGUAAUAUUUUAAGAACCAGUACCUUCAGAUAUUAUAUUAGGGUUUAAGACAUUUACCAGUGUAAAGUAAAUAAAGAUCUUAUAUUGUA